This is a messenger RNA of Sciurus carolinensis (gray squirrel), 1670 nucleotides long. It is a transcript of the gene Tmx2, whose product is annotated as thioredoxin related transmembrane protein 2. NCBI's taxonomy places the organism in Eukaryota, Metazoa, Chordata, Mammalia, Rodentia, Sciuridae. Bases 58 to 948 code for a protein of 296 amino acids. Gene Ontology annotation, molecular function: disulfide oxidoreductase activity. The record is from RefSeq and is a predicted model, not a curated record. Gene Ontology annotation, cellular component: membrane-bounded organelle. Gene Ontology annotation, biological process: brain development. The transcript has 8 exons.
GUUAGGAGGCGGAAUUACGGACGCUGGAGAGCGGCGGGUGCCGCUAGGGCCGGAAAGAUGGCGGUCCUGGCACCUUUAAUUGCUCUGUUGUAUUCGGUGCCGAGGCUUUCACGAUGGCUGGCUCGACCUUACUGCCUUCUGUCUGCUCUGCUCUCUGCCGCUUUCCUACUUGUGAGGAAACUACCACCGCUUUGCCACGGUUUGCCCACCCAGCGCGAAGACGGUAAUCCGUGUGAUUUUGACUGGAGAGAAGUGGAGAUCCUGAUGUUUCUCAGUGCCAUUGUGAUGAUGAAGAACCGAAGAUCUAUCACCGUGGAGCAACAUGUAGGCAACAUCUUCAUGUUUAGUAAAGUGGCCAACACAAUUCUUUUCUUCCGCCUGGAUAUUCGCAUGGGCCUGCUUUACAUCACACUCUGCAUAGUGUUCCUGAUGACCUGCAAACCCCCUCUGUAUAUGGGCCCUGAGUAUAUCAAGUACUUCAGUGAUAAAACUAUUGACGAGGAACUGGAGCGGGACAAGAGGGUCACUUGGAUUGUGGAGUUCUUUGCCAAUUGGUCUAAUGACUGCCAAUCAUUUGCUCCUAUCUAUGCUGACCUCUCCCUCAAGUACAACUGUACAGGGCUAAAUUUUGGGAAGGUGGAUGUUGGACGCUAUACCGAUGUUAGUACCAGGUACAAAGUGAGCAUAUCACCCCUCACCAAGCAACUCCCUACCCUGAUCCUAUUCCAAGGUGGCAAGGAGGUAAUGCGGCGGCCACAGAUUGACAAGAAAGGACGAGCUGUCUCUUGGACCUUCUCUGAGGAGAAUGUAAUUCGUGAAUUUAACUUGAAUGAACUAUACCAACGGGCUAAGAAGAUAUCAAAGACUGGAGACAAUACCCCGGAGGAGCAGUCUGUGGCCCCAACCCCUACCACAGUGCCAGAUGGGGAAAGCAAGAAGGACAAAUAAGAUCACUGCCUUGUUUUUGCUCCCUCUCCUGUCAAUUCCAGGCACCCUUUGAGGCCCUGCUCCAGUGUAACCACAAGCUCUGCCUGAGGCUGCAGCCUUUUAUUUGUUUUCCCUGUUUGACUGUUCCAAGGUGGGCAGAGUGCUGCUUCUGAUUUUAAAGAAGCAUCCACAGAAUUGUCAGGUACCCUAAAGGAAGGCCUGCUGUGCUGUGGCUAACUCUUUUCUUAAGGGAGAGAUCUCAUAGGAUGGGAGUGGAAAUAGUUUCCCUCCAAGGUUGGGUCAUUGUGUAAACUGCUGUUCAUUACUCAGACAUCACCAGUCUGUGGUUUCAUUAUUCCUCUUAGUGGACCUGCACAGCCUAGACUAGAUUAAACCUGCUACAUGCCAGGGUAUAGAACACUAAGAAUUUUUCCUUAAGGACCCUUACUUUCCUUAGGCCCUUCUGGCUUGGUCUGUGGCAUUCAUUAAAAAAGUACAAGCCUAAACUUGUUACUGGUUCCAAGGAGAAACCUUUAACCACAGAGUUUUCAUCAUUGAAAAUAGUAUUAAAUGAUCCCCCUAUUUUGUAGGGAUCCAGAGGAGGAGGAAUAGAAGCUUGAGACUUUCCUUUGUGUGUUGGGACCUGGAGAAGAAAGCCUGAACUGUUCUUUUCUGUGACCUAGUCCCCACACAGAACUGAUAGUUUUCCAUAAUAAAGAGACUGGGAUUUCCUUUUGAUUACU